This is a messenger RNA of Dermacentor andersoni, 4520 nucleotides long. NCBI's taxonomy places the organism in Eukaryota, Metazoa, Arthropoda, Arachnida, Ixodida, Ixodidae. The record is from RefSeq and is a predicted model, not a curated record.
CAAGAAAGACAGGUGCAUUUACAAAAAUCAAAGCAACCUUUAAUAUAUCUGCAUAUACAUAGAGUUGAUGACCGCGUAACGACACUCAGUGUAUCCACAUACACAAAGCACACGGGAAUAAACGGGCUGAAACAGUCCCACGUUGCGAGGCUGACGGUUCGGUCGUCGCGGCAUUGUGCGUUCACCCGGGCUGGAGCUGGCUGUGACGACGACACGCUCAGGCCCUCCCUCUUCAGCACGGUUCUUGGGCUCGGCUCGCUCAGGAGCCGCAGUGGCAGCAGCCAAGGGCCGCCUUCUUCCACACGCCCUCGAUGUCCGGCUCAGACGCCGCUCGUGACCGACGUGCUUGCUAUAGUUGCACGCCCAGCACAACGUCGGUGCCCAGCUUGUACGCCAUCCGAAAGACACGUGUGGCGGCCACACAUGAGGACCGCGUCUAGCACAGCAACAUCUGUGCCACAAGAACGCAGCUCGGCACAGCUCAGGUGCGGCAGCACAGGGCCGGCGUCUCGAGCACUGGCAGCAAGAGCCCCAGGACGUCCACGUCCACGCUCGUCUCCACGAUCCUCCUCACCUUGCCACGGACGUCUCGCCUGGCAGGGACUCUCGCCUAGUUCGGCGCAGGAGCUCGGAACUGCUGCCCACCGGGCUCGAAAACUGCGACAGUGCGCCUCGUGCCGCCGUGCUCGCGCACUCGUUGCCUUCGUUAUUAAUGGAGUUUGGUGGACGCUCCGAUCUUCUAGCGGCGCCUCGCGGCAUUUACAUAUGACAUUUUACCCCCAACUAUAGGAAGUUGUUUCAUUUAAACAACUUGCGGUGGAUGGAGCGCUGCGUUUUUCCAACGCGGCGCGCGUUCUGAAAGCAAAUUUUCUCCGUGGCUGCAACGCUAGAGCGGCAACGCGUGGAGCAUUUUCUUGGUGGGUUUCGUGAGGCUGGCUGCACCGUAAACGCGAUUGCUUUUCUUCGAUUGUGCGUGGUUCAUCCUACACGGAAGCGCAACGAUGCCUGGCUGUUGUUGCGCACCAAACUGCAAGUCCAAUUAUGACGGAGGACCAAGCGUCCGUGUGCACAAGUUCCCAUCUGACCAAGCCACUCGGGAAGCAUGGACGAGAGCAGUUCCUCGGCAGGACUUCUCGCCAACGAAGUACACAGCGCUCUGUGAAAAGCAUUUCUCGCCAUCGGAUUACUUGAAGACGACAUCUUACACGGACGUCAAGACAGGAAAAGUGGUCGAAGUUGCCACGAAAGACAUUCGUCUGAAGAAAACUGCAGUUCCGAGCUAGUUUCCCAAUUGCCCUGCCUAUUUAUCGCGUCCGCAAGCGUGCGUUCAAGAAUCGCCGCGUGCGAAAAGAGCGCGCUUGGAAGCCACAUAUUUGCAAAAAGCAAUAAUACUUUCUCAGCAAACCCAAGCAGAAGAGGACGCCAAAAAGGUGGUUGGUAGCUUUGCGGAUUUGCUCAAGGCCUUGCCAAGCUUUCAGAGUUCGGACUUCUGGACAGUUUUGAACAAGGGCUCCAAUGUUUUCUUUUUGGGCUUGUCACUUCAAUUUGCUCCUGCAGUCCGUACUUCGGUGAUCGUGUACACCGACCGGCGCGUCGAAGUAUAUUUUGGUGAAACGCGUGUGAGGAAGUGUGGUGAUGUGUUAGUUCCUGAAAAGCUGUGCGACUAGAGAGAUUUGAAAAGUGUGUUACACAUGAUCGAAGAGACACAUAAGGAUAUCAGCACUGAGCGUUCUGAAAAGGCCCGUCAUCUACUGACACUGGUUUCGACAUUGCUAGAGGAAGUAAGUGGACAACAUUUUUCACGCGAGUUGCAAGAAUGGCAUUUGGAAAUGCUUAAAUUCUUGAAGAGUCAAGUUGAUCUUGUUUUGAAUAGUGCUGGCCGAUAUCCCCCCGAUUUAUUGGUUUUUGCUAGCCUUUUGUUCACAAUUUCAUCUCAUGCACACAGAUUCCUGAGAAGUUCGAUGAAGCUUAAGAUGCCGCAUCCUGAUACGAUCAGAAGACUGUGUUCAUCGUACGAUGUACGCCCUGAAAAGGAGCAGCAAGAAUGUAGCUUUCUUUCCUAUGCAUAGCGUAUUGUAAGCAUAUAUAAAGAGCAUGAAAAGACUAACUUUAAUUAUUGAUGAGAUUCACCUUCAAUCACUUCUUGAUUACAAGGCUGGCUUUGUUACUGGUGCUGCGGUAAAUUCAUGGACUGCAGGAAAAACUGCCCACGUAUUUAUGAUACAGAGUCUGCUUUCUUCAAACAAGGAUGUUGUACACAUUCUUCCUGUGGCACAAAUCAAUGCUAAGGCGCUGCACGACUUCCUUCGGAAGAUUUUUCUUGAUCUAGAGGCAUCUGGUUUUAGAAUAAUCGCAGUGAUCUCGGACAAUAACUCUAUAAACAGAAAAGCCAUGUCCUACUUCUCUAAGACGGCAAGUGUCAGCAUUGUUUACCAGCAUCCUGCUGACCCAUCAGGACCCCUGUUUUUCGUGGUGGACCCAGUUCACAUACUAAAGUGUAUAAGAAAUAACUGGCUGAAUCAAAGAAACAUUGGCAAAUGCAUGUACUUUCCUGAACCGAAGAGUGAUGAGGCUGAACCAAAGGUACUUACAGCAUCUUUCAAGGUAUUAUGCCAGUUGCACGAAGCUGAAAAGCAUGAGCUCUUGAAGCUAGCGCCAACGUUCACUUUGAAGGCACUGAACCCCUCGAACAUGGAACGGCAGAACGUUAAACUGGCCUUAAAGAUUUUUAACUCAUCUACUGUUGCUGUUAGUGUCGCAACGUUCCAGCAUGCAAAGGAAACAUCUCAAUAUGUCGACACCAUUUUGACUUGGUGGAACAUUAUUAAUGUCAAGACGUCAAGAAAAGGACAGCGGUUGCGAGAUCAGUUGCAAGGUCCAAUAGUUUCAUCGUCGUGUCCUCAACUAGAUUUCUUAGAGAGAAUAGUUCAAUGGCUUGAUCACUGGGGAAGCCUCAAGCAUGACAAUGGCCGCCUGAUACGUGAAACGCACACAGCUUUCAGCCACACUACCCACGCCUUGCACGAACUUGCCAUAUAUUGUCUCGAAGAGCUUCAUUUCGAGUAUGUUUUUUUGGGCAAAUUUCAAACUGAUAGUUUGGAGGAUCGCUUUGGAAAGUAUCGGCAAUUGUCUGGUGCCAAUUACCACGUGUCUAUAAGGCAGAUAUAUGAAUCUGAAAACAAAUUGCGUUUGCAGAAGGUUCUGGGCCUGCCAGAUUUGGACAUGCUACUACCACCGAGGGCGAGCACGUUGGAGACAAGUGUAAAUUGAGGAAACGGCCAGUUUCACGUCACUGUGACUGACUCUGACAUUGAGAAAAAAACAUUAAGGCUACCGGCACUAACAUAUGUUGCCGGCUAUUGUGCGCAUGUAGCUCUAAAAAAGUUGACGUGCGCAUCUUGCAGUGAAAGCCUUGUGAUGCAAGACGUCGAUCUAGAUGACCCUGAGAAUGCAUUAAUCACGAAGAUGACGAGGGGUGGCCUGAAGUUUCCACGAGCAGUUGUAGUUAAUGCUGUACUCUUCACUGAAAUUACAUUGUACAAGCUCAGGACACCAGAAUAUGCCGUACGAUUUUUCUGCCUUCCUAGGCAGAAAGAUGCUCUUGUCGGCCUUGUGUUCGCUACGCUUCAUGACUUUGAGGAUGUAGAUGUGUGUGAUUUCGGUCAUCCUGCACAGGAGGUAAUGGGCAUGUUGUAAGUGCUGCAGCGAAUACACUGCUGAACAACUUGUGCCGCACAGAAAACGACAAAUUACGCAACGCCAAGAACGACCGAAAAUUGCACACCUUGAAGGCCUGAGGUAUGUUUCUCAUUAUUUAUUUUUUAUUCAUGAAGCUCUGUUUUGUUGAACAUCUACGUAUGUUUGUGUUGACAUCUACGUUGUUUGGUUAAAAAGAAAGCUGUGGCGUAGCUAGGACUUAUUUGCCUACAUUCUCCAAAUUUAAACCCUGCAUUUUGGCGAAUUUAAAUGUUAGCGUUUGAGUGCAUUGUGCUACCUGUUUAUGAUUCGAACUCCCCCAUGCUACCGCAAUCCAUUAAUUGCAUGUUUUCCUUCAGGACUGAGAGUGGGCCUCUCGUUUCUGACUUACCUUUUGCCCAGUAUCUGAGCAUUUUAUGAAGACCAAAAAGGCCUGCAAACAAGGUGGGUGGAAAUAAAAGAACCACAAGAAAUGGUACGACAAAUACGGAAGCUUAUUCUAUUUGACAAUCAGUCGUGCGUGACCCUAUAAUAAAAUUUUCACAAUAAAAUGAACCUCGAUAUUCGUGUGUCCAACGAGGACUGUUUUACGCAAUGCAAGAGUGAAAAUGAUAAUUGCAUAUGGAAGAUUUAAAAUGCUUGUUUCUGAAUGCAGUUCUUAUCAAUUGUGAAUAAAGUAUAUUCUGUGUCUUCAAUAUGCAGUUUUCCUCUUUCUUUCUUUCCGUCUAAGGUUGAAGUGACUAAGCAGCAUGCAGUUUGCUUGUCUUAGUCCCGACCAAACAUCACAAGCACAAUAAGGCCGGUCGUGUUGCGAUACACGCAAA